Messenger RNA from Cornus florida, 3664 nucleotides. RefSeq lists its product as uncharacterized. The transcript is spliced from 10 exons. The record is from RefSeq and is a predicted model, not a curated record. Lineage: Eukaryota; Viridiplantae; Streptophyta; Magnoliopsida; Cornales; Cornaceae. Gene Ontology annotation, molecular function: zinc ion binding. Bases 1522 to 3228 code for a protein of 568 amino acids.
GGGUUUACUAUUAAAAAAUCAAAAAUCAAAAAUGAAAAAAAUGGAUUGGCGGGUUAGAAAGAAUAAAAGAAUAUAUAUAUAUAUAUAUAUAUAUAAAAGGGAAAUAUGAUCACUUUUUGCAAAAGCUUUUCUUGUUUUCAUCCUCUCUCUCUAACGUCGAUUCGUUUGUUUUCUCUCUUCAAUUCACUCGUUAGUUCGAUUUGUUGGUUUUCGAAUUCAAUCCAAAUUAAGCUGUCGAGACUGGAGAGUUUGGGUAUGAUCGGGCAGCAGACCAAUAGACAUAUUUUGCGUUGAAAUUAGGGUUUUAAUUUUAAUUUCUUAGCUUCGGUUUCACGUUCAGUGUUGUUUGCUUCCGGAAAGUGUAAAACCAAACAUGGAGGAGAAUUCUGGGGUUGGUGAACAAACAAGUCAACAAGAUGAAGAAGAUUCUCCCGACCACUGUCAUCAGGACCUUCUUACGGGGAAAUUGAUUGGGCAUGCUAGAGAAAAUGGGGGACUAUACUUCCUUGAAGCUGAAAGUGGCACAGUAGAUUCUAAUCCUCUAUCCUACCUGUCAAAAGGCCCUAAAUCUGAUGAGGAUCAAGUUUGGUUAUCCCAUUUUUGUCUUGGUCAUCCACGUUUCUUAUUGUUGAAAAAAAUGUUUCCUGCUUUAUUUGAAAAACUAAAUGUUCAAAACUUUCACUAUGAUGUUUGUGAGUAUGCUAAACAUCAUCGUGCGUCAUUUCCUUUGAGUAAUAAGAAAAGUUUUGUUCCUUUUAGUUUGAUCCAUACCGAUGUUUGGGGACCUACCAGAGUUCACAGUGUUUCAGGGGUAAGAUGGUUUGUUUUAUUUGUUGAUGACUGAACGAGGUUUACACGGGUAUACCUCAUGAAACAGAAAUCGGAUGUUAGCACUAUCUUUCCCAUUUUCCACAAAAUGGUAAAAACCCAGUUCGAUGCCAAAAUCCAAACAUUGAGAUCAGACAAUGGAAACGAAUAUUUCAAUUAAUUCCUCACACCAUAUCUCCAAAAAGAAGCAAUCAUUCAUUAUUCUUCGUGUAAUGAUACUCCACAACAAGAUGGGGUAGCCGAGUGCAAAAAUAGACAUUUACUAGAAAUUACAAGGGCUCUAAUUUUUCAAAUGGAUGUUCCAAAGAUUUUUUGGGGAGAGGCUGUUUUAGCCGCUACUUGCCUCAUCAAUAGGCUACCCUUGAGUUCUCAACUACAUUAGUCCCAUGAAUCUCCUCUCUAGUUACUUUCCACACUUUGAUGGUUUUAGCCGAAUUCCUCCAAAAGUGUUUGGGUGUGUAGCCUUUAUUCAUAUUCAUACUCACCAACGAACUAAACUUAAUCCUCGAGCUCUUAAGUGUGUAUUUGUCGGCUAUUCUUCUACAAAGAAGGGUUAUAAGUGUUAUCAUCCGGCUUCUCGGAAGUUUUUUGUGACUAUGGAUGUAACCUUUAAUGAACAACCACCUUUCUUCACUAAUCCUUAUCUUCAAGGGGAGCCUUUUGCAGAAGAUAAGGAAUUUUUUCCUGUCCUAAAUGACUACACAAAAGCUGUGGUCCAACCUGAGAAAUCAGAUUUUAUACCUCAAACAGCUCCUGAAAUUGAACCUAAACAUCCACAAGAACAACCAGGCCUUGAAUAUUAUCAACAAAAGCGAGAGAGGGAGGAUCAUACAGUGCCACUCAAAGUAUACUCAAGGAGGAUGCAACCAGAACCAGAAUCUCUACAUGCUCCAGUUAUUGAACCGGAAAAAGAAAGAAGAAAGAGAAGAAUCCUCGUUAGCGCAGCACCAUUCAAGACGGCCGAAUCUCUCGUCUCUGCAAAUACCCACAAGGUCCCUGGAUAAUACACUCUCUAAUUUUACAAGGAUAGAUAUCCCUUUGGUGCCAAGUCCCAGUUCUAGCAGAUCCGGACUGCCCCCUAGACCAAGUUCAGCCAUGAGUUUCAGAUCGUCAAUAAGAAGUCUUCUUCCUCAAAGAAGCUUCAGGGUAAAAAAUUUAUCCAAGGAUGGUGAGAAGACGGUUCUCAUCUUCCCAGACACGCAACCGUCAUCAGAUAAGCCCUCGACUUCGAGGUCGUUUUCUCUCAACAAGGUUCUUUUCUCUACAACAAAAUCAGCACAUUCUUUACCGGUGACACCGAUUGCUAAUUCAGGUCCUGAGUCUGCACAGGAAAGGAAUUUGGAUGGCCAUUCUGAUUUUUCAAAACCAGCAGGUCAACAGCAAAUGAUGCGCUCAUUUUCGGUUCCUGUAAAUGUGAAAACCAAAAGCUUAAGGCGGACCGAUUCAACUGGAGGUUUGAUCCGUGUAAUACUGGCCACCCCUCGUCCUGCAAUGGUUGAAAGUGCCUCACCAAAUAAAUCUCUGGAGACAGAAAGAGUCAAUGAAGAUACUGCUGAAGACAUUCCCGAGGAAGAAGCAGUUUGCAGAAUUUGUUUGGUUGAACUAGCAGAAGGAGGUGAAACUCUUAAGAUGGAGUGCAGCUGCAAAGGAGAUCUUGCACUUGCUCACCAAGAAUGUGCUAUCAAGUGGUUUAGCAUCAAAGGAAACAAAACCUGUGAUGUUUGCAAGCAGGAUGUUCAGAAUCUUCCAGUGACAUUAUUGAAAAUACAAAAUCCUCAGACUCAAAUGAGACGGCCGGCAACUGUACUACAGCAGAGAGAAGUCAAUCGGUACCGGGUGUGGCAGGAUGUACCUGUUCUUGUCAUGGUCAGCAUGCUCGCGUAUUUCUGCUUUCUUGAGCAACUUCUGGUGACUGAUCUGGGACCUCGUGCUCUUGCAAUCUCUUUACCUUUCUCUUGUGUUUUAGGCCUCCUUUCAUCCAUGAUAGCUUCUACCAUGGUGAGCAAGAGUUACAUAUGGGCUUAUGCUUCAUUCCAGUUUGCAAUUGUGAUCCUGUUCGCUCACAUUUUUUAUACUGUACUCAAUGUAAACCCAAUUCUCUCCGUGCUACUUUCCUCAUUUACUGGUUUUGGGAUUGCAAUCAGCACAAAUUCACUUCUCAUUGAGUACUUGAGAUGGAGAGCAAGCCGAGAUCUACAAUCUCCCCAUCAGCAUGUUAGUGGUGGAGUGCAGCGUCAGCAGCAACAACAGCAACGAGCCCACUACCAUCACCCUAACCAGUUUCAGCGGCAGCAGCGACAACAAGAAGGACGAGAACAACAACAACAAUCAAUUGGAAGUUCGAUGGUGGGACCUACAGACGGUACUGAACUGCAAGAAAGCAGGAUCCAGAAUACAUAAUCCAGGAAGAUGAGACAAUCUAUAACAUUCUUUACAGAUCAAAGCAUUGUUGCUCUGAGGGAUUGAUUUUGUAUGUCGGAAACUUUCUUGAAGAUUAACCAGCAACUAGACAAAAGAAGGAAAUGAGGAACGCGAAAAUAGCACAAGGUGAAUAAAAUUGUACUUUAACAUCCCCAUCUAUGAUGAAUUUGAUAAAUGCGAAGUGAAAUUAUAGGUGAACUGCAAGACAAAAUCUUCAUGAUGUGAGCCAUAUAUGAUGAUCAUCUUUUAAGGCCAAAAUUCAAGAAUGCCCAGAGGGCUACUUAAUUGUUAGAACUAGCUGAAGGUGUGCUAUCUUGUUGUGUGUUAGCUGUUUAUUUUUGCUGCACUUCUAUGUCAUAUUUUGCAUAUUUUCUGUGGAAUCAUAUAUAUAUAUAUAUUCUUUGUGCUGGAAGAA